AUGGCAUCUACAAUUCAUAAGCUUAUUGUUAUUAUAGGUUUUGUAUCAUUAUUUCAUUCUGCUUUUUCAGCUGCGCAACACCGUUCUUACUUGAGGAUUACUUCUCAGGAAUUUACAACUUUACCCUUAGAUAUAGUAGUUCAGGCAGUGGUCAGCUUAUUUGCUGUAAUGUGGGGUGUACUAAAUGUCGCUGGUAACCUCCGCGAGAUUCCAGCUGCAGCAGAACUUAAUAAUGUACGAUGGGAAACACAGAAGAAUAUACCUUCAUUUUAUAUGUUCAACCACAGAGGAAAAGCUCUAGCAUAUAAUUAUAUACCCAGUGCCAGUAAAAGUGAUUUAGAUAAUAUAGAAUAG
Molecule: messenger RNA, 354 nt
Organism: Parnassius mnemosyne (clouded apollo)
Lineage: Eukaryota; Metazoa; Arthropoda; Insecta; Lepidoptera; Papilionidae
Source: the annotation of a GenBank genome assembly